Molecule: messenger RNA, 1449 nt
Organism: Nerophis lumbriciformis (worm pipefish)
Lineage: Eukaryota; Metazoa; Chordata; Actinopteri; Syngnathiformes; Syngnathidae
Source: RefSeq, a predicted model, not a curated record
AUGGAUUCGAGAUCUAUUUUGGACAAGCCGGUGGUGGGGACACGGCUCGCCAGUGCGGACUUCGGUUGCCGAGCGACCCGCUCGGUGCUCCGCGACAGUCGGCUGGAGAAAAGCGGCGGAGGCUUGCGGGCGGGGGCGACCACCAACGGGACCGUCCUUUUCAAAUGUCUGCUAGACGGGCAGCCGGCGUUGACCGCGGAGAACGCCUCUCCUGAAGGGAACGGACGAAUAUUGCACGACGGGGGGAAAACUGGCCUGGGUGAACACAGAGACACUGGUUGCACUGCAAACCUGAAGAGGACCAGUCCCACACACUGCCCGGGCACAAAUGGGCAAACACCAGGCAGCUUCAUACACUUGGACAUCAGGAGUCAAGAGAGACAGACGGAAAUGCCCAUCAGCUUCAUGCCAGCACAAGGACAGAAUGUACCACAGAUGGAAAAACAGCCGCUUCCUUCCUCUCAUAUCCCUGUCCCCAGAAACAGGAAGCCCUCAGGUCAUGCUGAUAAAGAAGUGAUGGCCGCUGCCGUCCUGACAUCGCUGUCCACGUCCCCGCUGGUGCUCUGCCCGUCCUCCACGCCAACAGCUUCAGUUCCAGAGCCAGCGAUUCGGGCUUGGAAGGAGGCGCUGUCAGCCAGCUACAGCAGCUCCACCAGUGGCAACUGGAGCUGGGACGCCAGCGACCAAUCGGUGCCCUCCACACCAUCCCCACCUCUGUCCAACGACACCAGCAAGGGUUUCCUGCUCUCGUCCCAAGGAGAUGAUGUCACUGAGGACGUCGCAGAAAGCACGCACUUCAUGUUUGAGGACCCCAUACCUCGGAAACGGAAGAACUCCAUGAAGGUGAUGUUUAAGUGCUUGUGGAAGAACUGCGAAAAGGUCCUCAGCACCUCCUCAGGAAUACAGCGGCACAUUCGCACCGUCCACCUGGGCCGUAACAGCGACUCGGACUAUAGUGACGGAGAGGAGGACUUCUAUUACUCCGAGAUCGAGGUCAACAUGGACAGCCUGACAGAGGGCUUGUCCAGCCUCACGCCCACCUCGCCCACCACGGCUGGCCCCCCGCCCAUUUUCCCCCCGCCGCUCACCGAUGUCCCUCAUUCGGAGCACAUCAAUAUGAAUGCGGCGCAGAGCCACGGCCCAACACUGCUCAGCCAGUCGGCUCCCUCCACACUCUGCCACAUUCGCACUGACCAUGCCUACCAGGGCCCUGCUGUGACUCAUGUUCGCACAGUUUGCAUCGGGGAAAAGCGGCAGCCGGCUUCCAACACAAGUGGCACUGUUAACAAGAACCACGCUUUAAUAACGCCAACACCUAAAUCAGCGCCGGGAAACAGGAAACCCCGUGGAGAGGCCAAGAAGUGCCGAAAGGUGUACGGCAUGGAGAAAAAAGAGAUGUGGUGUACGGCCUGUCGCUGGAAGAAGGCCUGUCAGAGAUUCACGGAUUAA